This is a messenger RNA of Eufriesea mexicana, 2672 nucleotides long. RefSeq names its product interferon-related developmental regulator 1. The coding region runs from base 316 to 2523 and encodes 735 amino acids. NCBI's taxonomy places the organism in Eukaryota, Metazoa, Arthropoda, Insecta, Hymenoptera, Apidae. The transcript is spliced from 9 exons. The record is from RefSeq and is a predicted model, not a curated record.
AUCGCUCGCGCGACUCGUUACAGUAUAUCGCUGUCCUCCGCUUUCUAAAUCACAAUAUCUUGCUCUCUUCCUUUCACUAAUUUUCUUUAACACUAAUACAUCGGUGCAUACUUCUCAUAAUAAACAGAGUACAUUCGAAUGGCAUUACAAAACUACUAGAGUGAUAUCGUAGUGAUGUGUAACUAAAGGUGUAUUUCCGUCUUACAAUUCCGUCGCAUAAAAAUAUUUUUCCGUAGAAAAUUCGUUGAUAGGAUAUUCCAACAUCGACAAAUCUUCACAAAUACUGGUCAAACAUACUACAUCAAGAAAACAAAGAUGACCAAGUACUCGACCAUACUCAUUGCUGUGGUAUUCCUCUGUGGAUCUCUGGGAUAUACCACCUCGCAAGAAAACUUACCUAAUGUGGAAGAAGUAUUACAUAAAGUUUCUAAUGUCGUAGAUUUGAACAGCCUAAAUUUAUCUAAAAGCAUAGAUUUGAAUGCUUUCAACUCAUCUGUGAAACAAGUCUUGGAGGACACCAAAAAUGCUUUUAAACAAAAAUGUGAUAAAAAUGGGGGAGAGGGUGCAUUUGACAAUGCUCAAAGUGCAAAGGACAAUUUAGAACAGUGCUUUAAAUCAUUUAUUAAUUUCACACAGCUGGAAGAAGAAAUGGAGAAAAAAAAGCCUACUGGAGAUUUGGAUAUGGUAUUUAAAGAAUAUUGCCGCAAGACCCCUAUUCUUAAGAAAUGUGUCAGCAAUUUUACCACAGCAAUAGAGGCAUGCUUGGAACCAGAAGAACGAGAAAAUAAAAAGAUUAUUCAAAAUAUCACAGAUUCCCUUUUAAACUUUGUAUGUUAUAAAGAGGGAGAUCGUAUUGCUCUUUUUAUAUCUGCCAAUGGACCAGAGUGCUUACAAUCAAAGCAACAAGAGAUGCAACAUUGUAUUGAUAAUACUUUUCAGGGUUAUAUGUCUCAACUAGAUUUCAAGAACGAAUCACUUCCAGAAUUAGACAGCCUCCCAUCCCUUGUCUUUGGAACUAAAGAAUGCAUGGACAUUUCUAAUAUCCAGAGCUGUGUUGUAAGGGAAUUAGAAAAAUGUUCAGAUCCAACACCAGCAAAUAUUGUGGACUCUAUACUUAAUUUUAUACGGAAAGUAACACCAUGCCAAAAUCUGAUGACUUUGCAAAAUUCAAUGACUUUACAAAAUUCUGCUACUUCAAGCUUCACAGUUAGUCUACUUACUACAAUAAUUAUUUUUUUUACAGGUCAUAAUGGGAAAAGAACUGAGUUAACAUCUGAUGAAGAUUCUAUCAAUAAUGAUGCAUGCAGCAUAUCCAGUAGUCAGUCUGAUAAUCGCAGUAUGUUAGAUGAAGUGAAUGAUAAUGAGGUAGAUGAAUUUGCGCAACAGGAAACAUUUGAAGAAAAAUUGAAAGAAGCAGUUGAUGGAUUGACACAGAAGAGUGCAAAAGGCAGAACAAUUUGCUUCAAUGGAAUAGAAAAAAUCUUUGCCAUCAAAUAUGUUCCAGACUUUGUAGAGGAUAGGAAAAUGACUAUUACAGAUUCAGUGGAACGAGGUUUAAAAAAGGGACGUAGUGAAGAGCAAUCCACAGCAGCUAGAUUAAGUACUUUGCUUUGUGUUCAAUUGGGAGCUUUCGAAAGUGCAGAAAUAGUUUGUCAAGAUUUGAAAAGUACUUUGACUUUUAUUGCCAGUGACACUACAGCUUCUACUCAAGCACGUUCAGAGUGUUGUUGGGCUUUAAGCAUGAAUCAAUUUUUAUCAGGCAAUGACGCAAUAGCCACCAUUGAAAUUGUACAAUUACUGUCUGGUAUUUUUUCUGGUUCUUAUUUAAAAGGAAAUGGUGCUAUAGCAACUAUUUCUGGGGAAGUUGCAGCAUUACAUGCUGCGGCUAUUUCAUCAUGGACGCUUCUUUUAACUGUAAUGGCUCCAUCUGACAUAUACAAUUUACUUGCAAGCGAUAGAACCAAUAGCUACAUGCCGUCCUUAAAUAGAUUACGUGAGUUACUAGAAUCACCACAUUUGGAUAUAAGGUUGUCAGCUGGAGAGGCUCUAGCUGUAAUAUUUGAGUUAGGUCGCGAUUUCUCUUGUGAUUACGAGCAAAACUGGUCGUUAGACUUAAUCGAAGUAUUAAGAGAGCUGGCUACGGAUUCGAAUAAGUAUAGGGCGAAGAAAGACCGCAAACAACAAAGAGCUAAUUUCCGAGAUAUACUUCGCUAUAUAGAGGAAGAUAUUAUACCAGAAAUGCAUGUAAAAUUUGGUCAAGAAAUUUUGUAUUUAGAGGGAUGGUGUGCACGAAUUCAGUACAACGCGUGCUGUAGAUUACUUGGUCCGGGCAUAAAUAUUCAUCUUGCAGAAAAUCAACUACUGCGCGAAAUUUUUCAUCUUGGUAACAAAGUUUUACCCAUACAAUUAAACCAAAAGACGAGUAAAUUAGAAAGGACACUGAUGAAUGCAGCUGCAUUUAAGGCGCGUACUAUACAACGUAAUAAAAACCGAGAUAAACGAUCAGCAGCCUUGGCACCGUGAUUCUUCAACUUUUUUUUUUUAUACACUAGAUAAUCUUUUUUUAAGAUAAAAGAAACUCAAUUAAUAUUUUUAUUUAUUAUAACCAUUCUGUAACGAUAAAAAAUUUCACUGCUUUUACAAUAGGCUACUUUAAAUUGUAAAUAGUAAUG